Chara braunii is the source of this 1983-nucleotide messenger RNA. The record is from the annotation of a GenBank genome assembly. Lineage: Eukaryota; Viridiplantae; Streptophyta; Charophyceae; Charales; Characeae.
GGAUUUUUGGCAUGCAUUGGAAUCCUUGAGGAAGUUGGAUGGAGUUGGGCGAAUUUUGGCGUUUGUCAAAUGGGUGCAGAAUUGUUGGUCUUUGAUGGGCACAAUGGGGUACAGGCAGCAGCGUAUGCAAAGGACACCUUGCUGGAGAGCAUAUCGAACGCGAUCCCUGGCGGCAAGACGCGGGCAGAGUGGUUGGCUGCUCUCCCGAAAGCAAUGGUCAUUGGGUUCAUGAAGACAGAUUCUGAUAUUGCGAGGAAAGAUACGUGCUCAGGGACGACGGCGACGAUAGUCUUUGUGGAUGAGUGGACUGUGACAGUUGCAGCAGUUGGAGAUUCCCGGUGUGUUCUGGACACGGAGGCGGGAGGAGUGGUUGCAUUGACGGUUGAUCAUCGCCUGGAUGAGAACACGGACGAGUGCCUCGGGAAACUGAGCCGCGCGGGAGGUGAGGCGACUCCACCUCUCACUCCACCAGAUUUGGUCGCCUUGCUAGUGGCCUCCUACACAUCUGGGGAGAAUGCGGAUGUCGCAAGUCGUCGGUUCGCUUACGAGGAUUACGCUGUCCACUUGGUCUCACGGUUGGACCAGCCACUUCACGUGCAAGACUACACCGCAUGUUUCGUUUCAUCACCAUCGGCAACCGAUUCGGCAGCUUCGCCGACAACUUUCGUCGGGGAUUCGACGUCAUGGUCAAGACUUGAGAAACUCGACCCUUUGAAGUUUGCGGACUUCCAAUGGAUGCCCCGUCUCCCGACCGGUCGAUUGCCGAAACCGCAUUGCAACGCGCUCAGGGCACAAUUCAGGGAUUACUUGCACACUGCAGUACCAGCUCCGUUGAUGGACGUCGAAGUAGGGGUUGUUGACCUUCGCGACUACCUUGCAAAGAUCGACUGUGAGUUCAAGACAACGGUACGACAACAACGAUGCGCCAUUGUUGUAGAUACGCAUUCAGAUCGGAGAAGCGACCUGCAACGCUUUGAUCGAUUGCGAAACUACUUGCAACUAUAUGAGCCAGAUUUUCUGGUACGUGCUGGCCUGGGGCCACGCGUUCGAAGGAAGUCGCAGCCCACGCAAGUCACGUUAGCCGACGGUCACACUCACAAGUCAAUCGACCGGUGCAUUGAUUCCGUCCUCGUGUACUUCGCCCCGCAUGCAAGCGAGGUUGUGUCCUUCGACAUUCUUGACACCAAGUUCGACAUGAUUUUGGGCAUGUCUUGGCUGAAAAGCGAGGAUCACCCGGUGAACUUCUACCACCGCACCGUUCAAAUUCGGGAUUGGAACAGAGCACUAGUUUUCGUGCACGGUGUCUCCACCUCACCCCUCGAUCAGCUGUCACGUGGUGUCCGCCGCGAGUAUUCGAGCUUCCAUCACCCGAGACGACAUAGAGGAGAUGGAUGUGUGUUUUCUCCACAUCCUCCCCAUGACAUCCCAUCAACAGACACAUUGACUGACUCACGCAUCAGCGAGCUUCUAGACGCAUACGGUGACAUUUUCGAAGCCCCGCAUGGAGUAGUACCGGAUCAGCCAAUCCACCACGAGAUCAUAAUCGAGGCCGGGGCUGUACCUCCACGUGGUUGUAUCUACCGCAUGAGCGAGGAAGAUUUAAGUGUGCUACGGGCACAACUCGACGACCUUCUUAAGAAAGGUUGGAUUCGGCCUAGCUCUUCGCCAUACGACACUCCCCUUCUCUUCGUCCGGAAGAAGAACAAGGAUUUGCGGUUGUGCAUCGGUUAUCGCAAGUUCAACGUGCAAACCGUUAAGAACGCCGACCCUCUUUCGCGCAUCGACGACCUCCUUGAAUGGUUGGGCGGAGCAAAAUUUUUCUCCAAGCUUGACCUCAAAUCGCGAUAUCACCAACUUGAGAUCCGGCGGGAAAACCGCUACAAGACCGCGUUCAAGAUUUGAUAUGGGCAUUUCGAAUGGCUGGUCAUGCCUUUUGGCCUUAGGAAUGCCCGGGCCACAUUCCAAGCGGCUAUGACGACGGAG